Messenger RNA from Uranotaenia lowii, 1526 nucleotides. Its product is annotated as CCA tRNA nucleotidyltransferase 1, mitochondrial. The coding region runs from base 55 to 1461 and encodes 468 amino acids. Gene Ontology annotation, biological process: RNA processing. The transcript is spliced from 6 exons. Lineage: Eukaryota; Metazoa; Arthropoda; Insecta; Diptera; Culicidae. Gene Ontology annotation, molecular function: nucleotidyltransferase activity; RNA binding. The record is from RefSeq and is a predicted model, not a curated record.
GAAUGACGAUGCGAUGUUUUAUGUUUGUAAACAAACCGUCGUUCGCUGCCGGAUAUGUUGUACAAGCGAAUUCUCAGCAACCUUUUGCACAUUUCGGUUGAUACAAUUAACUACACCGUGGGUAGGAGAACAGCGGCAGGCAAGUGGACCGAAUUUAUAGCCCAGCGUAGGAUGGAAGCGUGCGCCGCUGCUCGACCAAAUCCGGUCGUGAUGACGGUUGACACUCCGGAAUUCCGGUCCAUAUUCACCAAGGAGCUGGAUGACCUAAUUGAACUGUUCAAACGGUACAAAUUCGAGAUUCGGGUUGCUGGUGGUGCAGUCAGAGAUAUUCUAAUGGGGAAUGUUCCCAAGGACAUCGAUAUCGCCACGACAGCCACGCCAACGCAGAUGAAGGAAAUUUUCACCAAAGAGAACAUCCGGAUGGUAAACAUGAACGGCGAAAAGCAUGGUACAAUUACUCCCCGCAUCAAUGAUAAGGAAAAUUUUGAAAUUACAACUCUGAGGAUUGAUGCGGUAACGGAUGGUCGACAUGCUGAAGUGAUCCACACGACCGAUUGGUUGUUGGAUGCCAAUCGACGCGAUUUGACCAUCAAUUCCAUGUUCCUUGGAUUCGAUGGAAAGGUGUAUGAUUAUUUUUAUGGUCACGAUGAUCUGUUGAAAAGACGGGUGGCUUUCGUUGGGGAUCCAGAUAAACGAAUCAAGGAAGAUUACCUCCGUAUUUUGAGGUACUUCCGGUUUUAUGGACGCAUAGCGGAUCACGCUGACAAGCACGAUGCAGAAACAUUGCGUAUUAUAGCGAAAAAUGCUCCUGGAUUAGCCAGAAUUAGCGGCGAAAGGAUUUGGCAAGAGUGGAAAAAGAUCCUAACUGGGAAGUUUGGAUGUGAUUUGACAAAGAAGAUGCUGGAAUGUGAACUCUCGCCACACAUGGGCCUUCCAGAAAAUCCGAACCUAGAACAUUUUCAAGUCGUGUAUAAAAAUGUGGAAAAAAUUGGACCCGAACUUCAACCAAUUACGGCGCUUUCGGCUUUACUGCAUACACCAGAAGAUGCUAUCGCACUGAAUCUACGCCUUAAAUUCACGGUAUUCGAACGAGAACUUUGCUACUUUCUGACGCAAAACCGCGACGAGUUCAAAUCCGUAGACGAAUUGCUUCAAUUCCAGCAGCUCUGCCUUCACACCCUGGGAAGCGUAAAAGUGAAGAAAGAAUAUGUUCUCGAAUUGCUGCGCUACUUGGGCAAGCGAGAUCUCUAUCAAAGGCUUCAUGCCUGGCGCAUACCGGUUUUCCCGAUUAAAGGUAAUGUCCUGUUGCAGCAUGGCGCCCCGAAAGGACCCAAACUGGGGGAGGUACUUAGUGAGCUUAAGAUGAUCUGGGCUGAGCACCAAUUCGAAAUGAGCGAAGAGGAUCUUUUACAGCAUGUUCCCGCAGUUUUGGACAAGUUAAAGCUCGGAAAGGACAAGUAGAAUGUUACAGAGUUUGUUAGUUAUGUUAUUGAAGAGUUGAAUAAAGCUGUUCAUUUUUUUCUGAA